This is a messenger RNA of Triticum dicoccoides, 1592 nucleotides long. RefSeq names its product transcription termination factor MTERF9, chloroplastic-like. Gene Ontology annotation, molecular function: double-stranded DNA binding. The record is from RefSeq and is a predicted model, not a curated record. The transcript is spliced from 2 exons. Bases 100 to 1260 code for a protein of 386 amino acids. Gene Ontology annotation, biological process: regulation of DNA-templated transcription. Lineage: Eukaryota; Viridiplantae; Streptophyta; Magnoliopsida; Poales; Poaceae.
UUCAGAAUCCCCGUUCACCUGGCGCACAGCAUCCAACACCACUGGAAUUCCUCACCGCCGCCGCCGCCGCCGCCACCGCUGUCCCGCCGUCGCGGCAUCAUGCUCCACCUCCGGCAGCGCGUCCUCUCCCAUCUCCUCUUCGCCGCGCCCUCUCCUUCCGCCUCACCACUCCUCUCUCUCCACCGCCUCCUCUCCGCCGCCGCUGCCCCCCGCAUUUCUCCAAACCCUAGCUUCGCCGUCGACGACUACCUCGUCGAGACCUGCGGCCUCACCCGUGCCCAGGCACUCAAGGCCUCCGCCAAGCUNUCCCACCUCAAGUCCCCCGCCAACCCCGACGCUGUCCUCGUCUUCCUCGCCGGCCUCGGCCUCUCCGGCGCUGAUGUCGCGGCUGUCGUCGCCAGGGACCCGCAGAUCCUCUGCGCCGGCGUGGAGACAACUCUGUCCCCCAUCGUCGACGGGCUCACCGGCCUCGGCCUGUCAAAUGCUGAGACUGCGUGCCUCGUCUCGAUCGCCCCCGACAGCUUGCGCCGCAGAUCCGUCGUCUCCAAGGUAGAGUACUACCUGCCACUCUUCGGCUCCAUCGACAACUUGCUCCGGCUGCUCAAACAUGGCCACUUCUUCCUCGGCUCUAACCUCGAGAAGGUGGUCAAGCCAAAUGUCAAGCUCGUAGCAGAGUGCGGGCUAGGUGCUUGUGAUAUUGCCAAGCUCUUCAUCUGUGUGCCGAGGAUGCUUAGCGCCAAACCAGGGCGUGUCCUGGAGAUGGUUGCGUGCGCCGAAGGUAUAGGUGUGCCCCGUGGCUCUGGAAUGUUCAGGCAAGCGCUGCACGCCGUCUCAUGCUUCAGCGAGGACAAGAUCGCUGCCAAAGUGGACUACUUGAAGAGGACACUUAGGUGGUCAGAUACCGAGGUUGGCAUUGCUGUGUCCAAGGCUCCGCUUUUGCUGAGGAGGUCAAAUGACAUGCUGCAGCGCGUCUCAGAGUUCCUUAUCUCUGAGGUGGGGUUGGAACCGACAUACAUUGCUCAUCGGCCGACUAUUCUCAGUCGUAGCCUUGAGGGGCGGCUCAGGCCACGGUACUAUGUUAUGAGGUUUCUUAAAGAAAAUGGAUUGCUCAAGCGCAACCAAAGCUACUGUACAAUUGUUAAAUGGACCGAGAAAGAGUUCUUGGAGAACUUCGUAUGCCCUCACAAGGAAGCUGCACCAUACCUCGCUGAAGACUAUGCGGCUGCUUGCAAAGGUGAAGUGCCGGCUAGAUUCAGAUAAUCAGAUUUACAUGAACCAAGAAGCAGGAACGCGAGUGUCGACUGGGAAGAUUUUCAUGGAAAGGUUUGUAUGCCCAUACAAGCAAGCUGCCCCUGCCUUGCGCAAGACUAUGCUGCCACUUGUAGGGGAAGUGCCUUCUAAUUUCAGAUUUACAUGACCAAUAACGGGCUAUGGGAUUUGGUAACUGCGUAUGUCUACGUGUAGUGAGCUGGUAAUUUUUGUCUCAGUGUUCUUUGCCUAACUAGAUGUUGGUUAUCUGCUAUAGUAUAUCUGGUACAUGUUAAUUCGGUGUCGCCAAUCCUAGAUGAAACUGAUAAUUUGAUUUUAGAGUA